UCCUGUCCCCGGCUGAUGACGCCGCUCCUCGGUGUUUACCAUGGCGACUACCUGCUAAAUGAAAGAAAGCGGGUCUCGUAGCUGCUGAAAACCUCCACGAAACCAAGAAAACGUCGAGAAGAACACUCUGUUAUGAUGUCCAACCGAACCGCUUACUUUUACGACCCGGACGUGGGCAACUUUCACUACGGUGCUGGCCACCCCAUGAAGCCUCACCGUCUGUCUCUAACUCACAGUCUCGUGUUGCACUAUGGACUCUACAAGAAAAUGAUGGUGUUUAAGCCGUACAAGGCGUCUCAGCACGACAUGUGUCGGUUCCACUCUGAGGACUACAUAGACUUCCUGCAGAAGGUCAGCCCCAACAACAUGCAGGGCUUCACCAAGAGCCUCAACACCUUCAACGUCGGGGACGACUGUCCUGUGUUUCCAGGUCUGUUUGAGUUCUGUUCGAGAUACACCGGAGCCUCUUUACAAGGAGCCACGCAGCUCAACCACAAGAUCUGCGACAUCGCCAUCAACUGGGCCGGAGGGCUGCAUCACGCGAAGAAAUUUGAGGCGUCAGGGUUUUGCUACGUCAACGACAUUGUCAUCAGUAUACUGGAGCUCCUCAAAUACCACCCCAGGGUCCUAUACAUCGACAUAGACAUUCACCAUGGCGACGGCGUCCAGGAAGCCUUUUACCUGACCGACCGCGUCAUGACUGUAUCCUUCCACAAAUAUGGAAACUACUUUUUCCCAGGGACAGGUGACAUGUAUGAGGUGGGGGCAGAGAGCGGCCGGUACUACUGCCUCAACGUUCCCCUCAGAGAUGGCAUCGAUGACCAGAGCUACAGGCAGCUGUUCCAGCCGGUCAUCAAACAGGUGGUGGAUUUCUACCAGCCGACCUGCAUCGUCCUACAGUGUGGAGCAGACUCUCUGGGCUGCGACAGACUGGGCUGCUUCAACCUCAGUAUACGAGGACACGGGGAGUGUGUGGAGUUUGUAAAGAGUUUUAAGAUCCCUCUGUUGGUGCUGGGAGGAGGAGGAUACACAGUCAGGAACGUGGCUCGCUGCUGGACCUAUGAGACAUCUCUGCUGGUAGAUGAAUCCAUCAGUGAUGAGCUGCCUUAUAGCGAGUAUUUUGAGUACUUUGCCCCAGACUUCACGCUGCACCCCGACGUCAGCACCAGGAUAGAGAACCAGAACUCCAGACAGUAUUUGGAGCAGAUCCGUCAGACGGUGUUUGAGAACCUGAAGAUGCUGAACCACGCACCGAGUGUCCAGAUUCACGACGUUCCUUCUGACCUGCUGGGUUACGAACGCAACGACGAGCCCGACCCCGACGAGAGGGGGGCCGAGGACAACUACACCAGGCCGGAGGCAGCCAACGAGUUCUACGACGGCGACCACGACAACGACAAAGAGAGCGACGUGGAGAUUUGACCUGAGAGAAGAGACAGCGAAAGGGACGAACUCUCCUUCCUCCUCCUCCUCCUCAUCCCUCUGUCAUGCAGCAGCCGCACUCCCUCACCGAUGUUUUGAGUUACCAGGAACUUUAAAAAAACCUGCCUGCACCACAUUUGGGACAGCUAGGAAAGACUCAGACUCUGUUAUCCUCAGCAGGCUCCACUGCGUCUUAAACUCCACAAACACACACAUUGAACUCAUGAUCCAACCAAAUCACCGAAUACGUUUCCAUUCACACCUGUAUUCUCACUUUUAUUUUUUGAGUUCUCGCCUGUCAAACCUGGAGCAAGCAGGAUUAACUUUUUCAAUUGGAUAUGUCAGGUGGGAUAUACUGCAUAUAACUGCAUUUUUUAUCACUUCUUGGAAUGUAGGGACAGGUAGUUUGAAGUGAUCCGUGCAUGUAAAGGCACUUACUGGAAAAAAAAAAAAAACAAAACAAAAAAAACAAAACAUCUCCUGUACCGCAACAGUUCUCAUCAGGUGUCAGGGCUUCAGGACCUUUAGUCCAGCUGCUCCUUGAUAUUUAAAGCCAGGUUACAUUACUAUUUUUUUCUACCUAAUUCUCCGUCUGGCUGUGUGCCGGGGCCUCAUUAAUGAAAACCAACCCAGAUCGCAUUGUCUCUUCAAAUGCUUGUAUGAUUAACAAAUUCAUUACAAGGACAUAGUACUGCAUAUGCACCUUCCAUCUGUGAAUUAAAACGAGGUGCAUAAAAACCAGCUUCACAGAACAUGGUGGGGUCAGGUUUUUUUUUAUUAUUAUUAUUAUUGUUAUUAUGGCAUAUCGAUAGUCGUGCCUUACACCUCACUGAAGUCAGGAGCUGUCACAGAGCUGGGCACUUGUCUAAGAUCAAAGAGAGCUUUGCGUAAAUGAGGCCCCUUGGACCGGACCCCAUCACACCCAACCAGGAAGUAGUCCCGUCUCAUGUUUUUCUACUCCUUUUCUUCUCCCUCCUUUUUAUUGUAUAUACAAAUGUAUGAACUGUCAUUGUGUUUAUAAUGUAGAGGACGAUAAUUUCGACAAGGCAGCUGGCAGUCUCAGCUAGUGUGCAGAUACACGGUCCUGACACACACGUUUGUGUUCGCUGUGUGGCAUUUUCCCUUCACACACACAUGUAAGGAAGGCAAUGUUGCUCUUCUCUUGUACCUCGCAGAGUUGCCUGCAUAUCAUAUUUUAGGGCCGGGAUGUACUCGGCAACUUUUACAACAACAUUGAAGAAUCUGUCCGUGAAUUUUUAAUCAGACGAUGUGACAACUUUUAAUCAACCAAUUGGAUUAUAUUGCAGUUUGCGCGCUCUCGGUUCAUUACCUGCUGCUAGGAGUGUUGCCGUGUCAUGUUGGCCAAUAAGUUGCCACAUGUAAUGCAGUUGUACUGUUCUCCUUAGGCCUGCAAUCUGCUGGCAGCAUCCAACAGUUUCACAGCACUGGUUCUUCACUCUGCUCCUCUGUCUGCUCACCUUGACUCAUUAUGGUUCCACCUCAGAGGAAGGACCGUGUUUGAAGCCACUUUAAAAACACAUUCUGCCGUCUCUGCCUCCACACACGGCUCUCCUCUAAUAGCCAGAAACAGGUUACUUGUGAUUUUUUGAUAUUGUUGUUGACAACUUUUUGUUUUUAAUAAAAUGAAGAAAUAGA
Messenger RNA from Myripristis murdjan (pinecone soldierfish), 3078 nucleotides. It is a transcript of the gene hdac3, whose product is annotated as histone deacetylase 3. The record is from RefSeq and is a predicted model, not a curated record. Bases 133 to 1422 code for a protein of 429 amino acids. Gene Ontology annotation, biological process: epigenetic regulation of gene expression. The transcript is spliced from 15 exons. Gene Ontology annotation, molecular function: histone deacetylase activity. NCBI's taxonomy places the organism in Eukaryota, Metazoa, Chordata, Actinopteri, Holocentriformes, Holocentridae.